UUUCUCUGCAUAACUUUCCCCAGGCUCUAUUUCAGGUCUUUGAGCAGGGCCUGCGCCUGUGAACUCUUUCCUUCAGAAGACCUUCCAUGACUGCCUUACUUGUCUUCAAUGACGUAAUCAAACACAUACCCUUUGGAAGCAUCGUAACAAGUGCAGCCAUGACGAGAAACGAGAAGUUUUUCAUGCUUCAAAGCGUAAUCCUCAUUUCAAGACUUAUCUGUUUAAACGAGGUGAAUGCUUCUACGGAUUUCUCUUGUCCAGAAUUGCCCUCUCCAUCCCAUGGAACAAAGUCGGUGUGUCCGUUAAAUGGUUCAGUGAAUCAUGGUUCAGAGUGUUAUUUCUCUUGUUUAAAUGGCUAUGCAGGAUUUGGUUCUCAUAGAAGAUUAUGUCAAAAUGGAACAUGGACUGGACAGGACUUAUCUUGUAGACAACUGAGCCGUCCGUGCAACGCUUCAUGUCUCUUGGUUACAACUUCUCACCAAAUUAUGGCUUUGGAUUACAAUAACAACGCGAGUCAUUCACUCAUAUCUACCUUAUCGUCCCCCGAAGCUGUGGACUUUCAUUAUGAACUGGGUUACAUGUUUUGGAGUGAUAAACGCGAGAGAAACAUCAAGCGCUCAAAUAUGGACGGCACAAACAUUACAGUGAUCCAAGUGAUCGCGGACUGUUACGGGCUUGCCGUGGAGUGGAACUCAAUGCAGUUGUAUUGGACAGACUGGAGAAAUCGCAGCAUAUCAGUAUCAGAUCUCGAGGGGAAUAACAGACGUGUCUUCAAUUGCUCAAUCUCAGGUUCCCCAAUAGGGAUUGUUCUCGACCCACACGAGGGUUCAUUCGGGGGCAACCUUUAUAAAGUAGAUGCCUCCAAUGGAUCAGUUAUUACGAGGUUUGUGAUCGACACCUGGAGAACUCCUGGACUCGUUGCAUUCGACAGCUCCUUGCAGUCUCCAGUGAUCACGUGUCCAGUGUUGCCAACACCGUCCCAUGGAACAAAGCUUGGAUGUCUAAGGAAUGUAUUGUAUUACGGUACACUUUGUAAUUUCUCGUGUAAUGAUGGCUACAUAAAAUCUGGCUCUCAAGUAAGAAGAUGUCAACGCAACGGAACUUGGACUGGACAGGACUUUGGUUGUCAAAUUGUCACGUGCCCGUUACCGACCAAUGCUGUAUUCCUGGGGUGCAGCAAUAAUACGGCAGAGAUGAUAAAUAACACAGAAUGCAGGUUCUCUUGUAAGGAAGGAUUUGAAGCGAAGGGAUUAACAGUACGAAGAUGUAACGGAAAUGGAAAAUGGAGUCAAUCAGAACUUGUGUGCACAGGUAUAAGAACUGUAAAAUCGUGGAAUGUAUUUUAAAAAACGGUUACUCGAGAAUUUUGGUUGCCUUAUCAUUUGAUGAUCUUGAAUCCGUACUAAUCGGUACAAGAUCGUCGAUAAAGUUUUGAUAGUUCGCUGCGAUUAUAGAUCCUAGUGGUUGAUCUAAAACCGUCGCUGCUUUCAUUAGUAUUGUGGCGGUGAAGCUGUCGAUCUCAUGCAUCUCUGCAUUGAUCAGUCGAUGCAUAAUCGAAGAACUGAAAAAAACAUGAUGAUCCUGGAUCAUGAAUCGAUACAGGAUAGCGGCAACGAUAGUUGAUCUAACAGUGUCGCUGCAUACUUAUGCAGAAUCUGUGCAGGGAUUAAUUGAUUUGUACUCGUAGAAUGCAUCGUCACUACCUCUUUGUGUAUUAGACUUAGUAACGAUGCGUUUCAAAUUUUCGCCUUAUUCAGUCUUAUCAACGAUAUUAGGGACCUUAAGCAGUCAGGACGGCAACGCCAGGGAAGACGUCGAUUAAAAAAUGAAUUUCUACUUUUAAUUAGAAUUUGGAAAAUGCCUGCAUGUGUGUACCAUCUCAUACGGCGCCACAACUCAACCUCAGCAUAACGUAUAAAAGUAGCAUUGAGUUGCAACUGGAAAUUUCAAUAAUUGGCCGUUGCGGUUUCCGUUCGUAGACGACGCAAAUUUUGCUGAUUUCACGUUAUCGUUUUGCAAAGGACGGCUGAGAAAUGUACUAAGUUUUA
Stylophora pistillata is the source of this 2048-nucleotide messenger RNA. RefSeq names its product low-density lipoprotein receptor-related protein 1B-like. The record is from RefSeq and is a predicted model, not a curated record. NCBI's taxonomy places the organism in Eukaryota, Metazoa, Cnidaria, Anthozoa, Scleractinia, Pocilloporidae.